AUUAUAUAAAUUUUGACGGAGAAUCAUAUCCUAAACAGAUUAUUAAUUUUCGAGAGUGAUUAAGUUGAUUUACCCAAUUUGUUUAAACACAUUUAUAAACAUCCGGACAAGACACAUUAGGUUUCCGGUUACACUUCUGACGUCCAUCGUCUGACGCAGCAUCUCAUUUUCGAAAUCUCCGCCUCCCGCUGCCACAUCUCACCGUCUCACGCCGCCGCCGAACUGCAUCUUCUUCACCAACUUACUUCUUCAGGAUAUUUAUAUGCCGGACUAGGAGUUUGCAAUGUCUGUCAUAAGUAGCUGAUUUGCCAUUUUGAGAGGUAGCACGUGGACAAGCCAAUAAUGAGCAUGCUUUUAAGAAUAAGACGUUGUUUACCCAAUGGUUUGUUAUAUAGACAACCUCUUAAUGCUAGCAUUGUAGGGUUUAAUGCUAGGAAAUUAAAUGUAUUUACAAGAAACCUAGGUCAAGCUGCAAGGAAAGAACCGGAAGAAGAUGUAGAGGAAGUUGAAAUUGAUCAACGAAGUCUCCCAACUGAUUUUGAUCCAGCAACAUUUGAUCCUACUGACCAUCGUGGCCCUCCAUCAGAGAAAGUUUUCAGGCUUGUUGAUGAAGUGGCAUCUCUAACACUAACUGAAGCUGCAGAAUUGGGUCUCCUUCUGAUGAAGAAAAUGGGGAUAAAGGAGAUGCCUAAUGUGGGAUAUAUGAAACCAGGAUCUGUAAAUUUGGCUGCAAUGGCAGCAAAAGGACCAACAGCAGCCAAGGAGGAGCAGAAGCCAGAAAAAACGGUAUUUGAAUUGAAACUGUUGUCCUAUGAAGCAGCUUCCAAAAUUAAAGUCAUCAAGGAGGUCCGCGGUUUUACUGAAUUAGGUUUGAAGGAGGCAAAGGAUUUAGUUGAAAAAACACCUUCUAUUAUUAAGAAAGGUGUUUCAAAGGAAGAAGGAGAGCAGAUAAUAGAGAAAUUGAAAGCUCUUGGUGCUAAUGUGGUUAUGGAAUGAAGUGAUGUAUUGUUUUCAUGGGAGUGAUUUUUCAUCUAGCAAUUUUGAAAAUUUCUUAUUGUUGGCCAAAUAUACAACAAAUUUUGCUAGUAUUUUGUUUCAAAUUGUGCUCAUUUUUUGCUGCUACAAACAAAACAUUAACCUUUAUGUUACCUCUGGCUCUUGAUGUAAUAAAAGUACUAUUGAUAUAAAUGAGGGAUAUAUAAGUCUCA
Messenger RNA from Vicia villosa (hairy vetch), 1208 nucleotides. RefSeq lists its product as uncharacterized. Gene Ontology annotation, biological process: translation. The transcript is spliced from 2 exons. Lineage: Eukaryota; Viridiplantae; Streptophyta; Magnoliopsida; Fabales; Fabaceae. The coding region runs from base 343 to 996 and encodes 217 amino acids. The record is from RefSeq and is a predicted model, not a curated record. Gene Ontology annotation, cellular component: ribosome. Gene Ontology annotation, molecular function: structural constituent of ribosome.